Messenger RNA from Triticum dicoccoides, 1084 nucleotides. Its product is annotated as protein GLUTAMINE DUMPER 1-like. The transcript has a single exon. Gene Ontology annotation, biological process: regulation of amino acid export. NCBI's taxonomy places the organism in Eukaryota, Viridiplantae, Streptophyta, Magnoliopsida, Poales, Poaceae. Bases 71 to 679 code for a protein of 202 amino acids. The record is from RefSeq and is a predicted model, not a curated record.
CAAACAAGCCAGAGACAGCACAAACUGAUCAGGCGCAGCUCCUCUGCUACGCCUUCACACCAACACAGCUAUGAGGCCCGGAGCAGAGUUCUUGGCCGUGAGCCGCCUCGCGGGGGCGCCGACGGCGACGGCGCCGCCGCACUCGGCGUGGCAGUCGCCGGUGCCGUACCUCUUCGGCGGGCUGGCGGCCAUGCUGGGCCUCAUCGCCUUCGCGCUGCUCAUCCUCGCCUGCUCCUACUGGAAGCUCUCCGGGUUCCUCGACGGCGCCUCCGAUGGCCAGGCGGCGGGCGACGCCGACGGGGAGAAGGCCUCGGCGUCCGGCGCGUCCAAGCCGGCCCCGGAUUUCCAGGAGCACGUGGUGGUCAUCAUGGCCGGCGACGAGCGGCCCACGUUCCUCGCCAAGCCGGUCACCAGCCGGGCCGCCGAGGCGGAGCUCGCGGCCGCAGCGGCGCCUGACGCGAGCGCGCGCGACGGCGAAGGCCAGGAGGAGACGGCGGACGAGCAGGGCGGCGAGGCGAGCUCGCACCCCGGCGCCGACGCGGCGAGCCGGAGCCGUGAUCACCACGAAGACGCGGCGGGCCAGAGUGGCGACCAUGAUCACGACGCGGCGAGCCACCACCACCAUGACCAAGACCUCGAGAGCAGCGGCACGACGGCGCUGCAAGAAAGCCGGCAAUAAAAGCGGCCGCCAGCCAUUCAUUCGCUUCAGCUUUCCCUUUUUCCCGGGCAGCUUUUCCUCUCUCCCCACCCCAUCAUCUUCCUCCUCCCGUCCCGGUGCUGCUAGUGCUAGAUUUAGGCUGGAGCGUGUAGUAGAUUCUUGGCGUGAUUAGUCGGACAGAAACAAAAGAAAAUCAAUGGAGAUAUGUAUAUGAGAAGAAACUUGAGAGCUUUGGCAAUCGAUCGAAAGCCGCUUUGGCCCCUGAAUCUCCGGAACAAGAUCACAAGCAUCACACCACUCUGCUCCGAAGAAACGGACAGCGGCCCAUCCCCAUCCACGCCAUCGCCCCGGCUCUCUUUCGGUAACUUACAACAACUUUCAGCUGGAUUACGAUGAGUAGCUGGACUCCAUUUGGUUGUAUAUGCG